Molecule: messenger RNA, 1380 nt
Organism: Saccoglossus kowalevskii
Lineage: Eukaryota; Metazoa; Hemichordata; Enteropneusta; Harrimaniidae
Product: tripartite motif-containing protein 2-like
Source: RefSeq, a predicted model, not a curated record
AUGACAGCCAAGGUUCACGUCGCAGGAACGGGCGACAACAUAAUGGACGGAGUUCUUCUGAACUGCGCAAUAUGUUCAAAUCGCUACAGAAAUGCCAAAAUUCUGCCUUGUCUUCAUUCAUUCUGUGAAUGCUGCCUGGAAAGCACGUUGGCGAAUUAUGGCCAUUUAAUUUGUGUGCAUUGCAAGCAAGAGUACCAAGACGUUUCGACGGUUCGUGAGCUGCCACCCAGCGUUCUGAUGAACAGCAUAGUCGAUGCGCUCAGUGGAAACGACCUGCCAGAAACCGAAAUUCGCGCCACGAGACUUCCAGCUGUUCAUUGCCCCACGCAUACCGACAAGAGCCUAGAUAUCUACUGCCAGACGUGUGUCAAGCCACUGUGCAACAGUUGCCUUCCAGUCGACCAUAGUACACACUCUCACAUAGAUAUUGAAGCCGCAGCGGAAGAAUACAGAUGGGAGCUGCGACAAAAAUUGCGUGAUCUUCAAAUAAUUGAACCUGUCUCAGAGCUUGGCAUGCAAGGGAAUAGAAGAGGCUCGUCACAUGAGCACAUCAUGAUCAGGUCUGAUACCAACGAGAAAAAAGAAACCAUUGAACGUCCAGUCCCUGCGCCAGAAACUGUGGAAACUAGGUUCAUUUUGGAAAACGCAAUCAGUCUUCUUGGAGAUGAGCGGUUACUGCUAUCGCGCCCGGAAAUCGGACGCAAACUCGAACGCGUUGGGUCUUUCGAAACUGAUAUUCAGGCCGAGUUUAUGCUCUCUUCUUCGCCGGGUUAUUCUGAAUCACCAGGGUCCCACUUUCUGUUUUACGACAAUAACACGAGAGUAGGAACCGCGUUCUGUGGAGACAGAAUUUACAUCGCCGAUAAUGCAAACGGUAGAAUAAAGUCACGUGGUGCAGGAGGUGCCUUGAAACCGAGCAUUCAUUUUGACAGACAACGUGCAAACGUAAUACAACAUUUCAGGCGCCCAUUUUCUCCGAUAGACGUGGCCGUCUUGCAUGAUAAUUUGUUCAUAACUGACCAAGGCAACCACCAGGUUGUCGUCUGUGACAACGAAGGCGAAUUUAUCAAAUGCUUCGGAAGCGAGGAGCUACUGAAACCGUUUGGAAUCGCGAUACAUAAAAAUGACCUUGUGUAUGUUGCUGACCACGAUGCGCACUGCAUCAAACUGUUCAACACUGACGGGGAGUUUCUUUCUUCUUUUGGUUGUCAUGGAAACGAAAAGGGCGAAUUCUCUCAUCCUGAAUGUAUUCGUUUCAACGAGAAGGGUCGCGCAGUUGUGUCUGAUGUCACGGGUCGUAUUCAGGAGUUCAACAUUGGAAAAGGUGGAAUUUUGUACCCUGCGGGAGAAAUCGACGAUGCUGGUUACCAUAGCAGAUAA